AUGUCCAUAAACGAGGAUGAUGUGAAAAAUGAUUUUGAUAAUGAUUUGGGUGAUGAUUUCGAUUAUCAAUCGAAUGCAGAAGAUGAUGCUGAAGACGACGAUGUGGAUUCGCUGGAUUCUACUAGCAAGAGUGAAGAAGUUUGUGGUGUAAAAAGAAUAGUAGAUUUAAUGGUGGAGGAUAUUUGGAACCUGGAGUUUAGGACAGAGGAUGAGGCGUGCCAAUUUUAUAACACUUAUUCUUGUUGGCAUGGAUUUGUAAUGAGGAAGGACGACGUGGUUAGGGAUAAUCAAGGUAGAAUCAUUAGUAGGCAACUUGUUUGCAACAAAGAGGGCUCGAGGAAUAUGAGGUAUCUUGAUCUGGAUGAUAGAUCAAGGGAGGCAAGAUGGAAGGUAUCAUGUUUUGUGGAAUCUCACAACCACAAUCUGACACCACCCCAAUUUGCGCAUCUGGUUCUGGCCAAUCGUCGUCUCACUGUCAUUGAUAAAAUCCAAGUAGAAAAUCUUCAUAAUUUUGGUGUCAAGACCUGCCAUAUUAUGGGGUAUAUUGCGUUCCAGAAGGGUGGAUAUCGUCAUGCUGGAUUUACACGCAAAGAUUUGUACAACUACAUUGAUCGUUAUCGUCGGUCAAAAGUUAAAAAUGGGGAUGCCAAUGCAGCAAUAAACUAUUUGAUUGAUAUUGUUGCCUUUGACUCAACCUACAAGAAGAAUAAAUACAAUAAGCCUUUGGUCAUUUUCUCCGGAUGCAAUCAUCACGGGCAGACUGUUAUCUUUGGAUUCGACCUACUAUCCGACGAAACCACAGAGACGUAUAAGUGGUUGUUGGAAACCUUUGUUGAAGCGAUGGGUGGGAAAAGUGCUAAAACAGUAAUAACUGACGGAGACCUUGCCAUGCGAGAUGCAAUCAAGAAUGUUCUUCCUGAUGCGACCCAUCGGUUAUGUGGAUGGCAUCUGCAGAGAAAUGCAUGUGAAAAUAUAAAGAAUCCUAAUUUUCUGCCCGAUUUUAAAGGUCUUAUAUACGACAACAACGACCACAGAGACUUUGAUCGGAGAUGGGCAGCCAUUUUGGAUAAGCACAACCUUGUUGGGAGUACCUAG
Messenger RNA from Arachis ipaensis, 1095 nucleotides. NCBI's taxonomy places the organism in Eukaryota, Viridiplantae, Streptophyta, Magnoliopsida, Fabales, Fabaceae. The record is from RefSeq and is a predicted model, not a curated record.